Molecule: messenger RNA, 641 nt
Organism: Quercus robur (English oak)
Lineage: Eukaryota; Viridiplantae; Streptophyta; Magnoliopsida; Fagales; Fagaceae
Exons: 2
Coding region: 26-592 (188 amino acids)
Source: RefSeq, a predicted model, not a curated record
UCUUGGAAACCACUCGACGGAGGCCAUGGGGGAGACGGGCCUCUUUGCCGUUGCUCAGUCCUUGGUCAUGAUGAAGGGAUUACUGGACCGGUGUCUCAACCGUGAGAGUACCUUGGACCGGGUGCGCGCGAAGGCGGAGCAGACGGAGGAAGAGCUCGGACAACUCCAUAAAUGGAGGUCCAAGAUGGAGAAGAAGCUGGAGCUUUCUGAGAAGGCAAGGAAAGAGCUGGAGGAGAAGACGGUUGCUGCGUUGACGGUCAUUGAGAAGAGGGAGGCGGAGAUUAAAGAACUCAAGGAAGAGAUCCGUCAUGUGAAAGAGGUAGCAGUCGAGGAGUACCGCAGCUCAGAGUCCUGCUUGGGCGAGCUGUCAGAUUCUUUCCUUCAAGGCUUCGAUGAUUCUCUCCGUCAGGUCAAGAAGGCCUAUCCAGAGCUGGAUUUGUCAAUGGUCAAACUUGAGGACCAAGCCCAGACUUCUGCCCUCCCCGUCGCCUCCGAAAAUACGGAGGACCUCUUUGGCGAAGACGCUGUUCAAGGAGACGGAGAGUCCGUCCCGUCGAAGGAUGUCCAAGUCGCUGAACAAAAGAAAGAUUAAUGUCUAUGUAAUUUAUUUUGAGAACCAUCCGUCCCUUUUUUUUUUUUUU